AUGACACCCUCCGACACAACGAACGUCGAUGCGACUGAGACCGUCUCCAGCGCCGAGUAUCGCAAGCUUAUUUGGAAACUCGACGUGCAUCUUCUACCGCCGCUCUUUGUACUGUGGUUUAUCUCAUUGAUUGACCGCGUCAACAUUGGCACGGCGAGGAUCCAGGGUUUGGAGAAUGAUCUUGACAUGAACCCUCUGUCCAACCAAUUCAACAUUGCGACUGUCGUCGUCUUCAUUGGCCUCAUGCUUGCAGAGGUUCCAAGUAACUGGCUAGUCAAACGAUUCACACCGGCAACCGUGCUCUGCGGAGAGUGCAUAAUUCUCGGGAUCUUCACCAUCGCUCAAGGCCUGCUUAACAACUUCGCCGGCCUUGUUGCCAUACGCCUCGUCAUUGGCAUUUUGGAAGCGGGACUGAUUCCUGGUUCCAUCUUCUUGUUGUCGGCGUAUUACCCGCGAUAUGAGCUGCAAUGGCGAGUGAGCAUGCUGCAUGUUGGCAACGCACUCUCUAAUGCAGUCGGUGGCCUGCUUGCCUAUGCUGUGGCCAGCAUUCAUUCCUCCAACGGAUGGCAUGGAUGGAGAUGGAUCUUCGUCAUUGAGGGCACAAUAACCAUUGCCCUUACCCUCUUAUGCUGGCCUUUCAUGAACAACUGGCCAGACACGGCAAAGUGGCUUAAGCCUACAGAGAAAGCCAUCUUGGAGGAGCGGAUUAGAGUUGACGGCAUCAUCGGCCGUAUGGAUGUUCUGGACCGCAGGGCAAUCAUUCGAUGCCUCACAGAUUGGAAAAUCUAUCUUAGUGCCUUCAUUAUCAUCGGCGUCAUCUCCAGUGUAUACUCAUGCACCCUCUUCGCUCCGACCAUCGUCUCGGUUCUCAAGCCAGGAUCUUCCGCCAAAAAAAUACAGUCCCUCGUGAUUCCCAUCUUUGUUGCAGCAUCGGCCACGACACUGGGAUGCGCAUAUAUCUCAGACAAAUUAAAGCACCGCGCGGGCGUGGCGUUGGCAGGUUGCUUCAUUGCCAUCAUUGGCUACAUCGUCAUUCUUAAUCAAGAGCGUGUCUCGGUUAAUGCACGAUACGGCGCUUUAUAUCUCAUUGCCUCCGGCUCUUUUGCAGCCCUGCCUGGAGCUUGGGUCCUGCUGUUGAAUAAUGUUUCAGGGUCUUACAAGACGGCCUUUGCUAUGGGAAUGGAGAUCGGCUUGGGCAACGGCGGCGGCUUCGUCGCGUCGUUUUCUUUCCAAUCCAAGGCCGCCCCGUUCUAUUGGACGGGAUUCAGAACGACGUUCUCACUCAUGUGUAUGGCCAUGGGACUUAUCUGCCUCUAUUCGACUGGACUUUGGUAUGAAAAUAAGCAAAAGCGUUUGGGGAAGCGAGACUAUCUUCUGGAAGAAGAGGGUGAUAAUUUGGGAGACGCCCAUCCCCAGUUUAUCUAUACUUAUUAG
Molecule: messenger RNA, 1434 nt
Organism: Trichoderma citrinoviride
Lineage: Eukaryota; Fungi; Ascomycota; Sordariomycetes; Hypocreales; Hypocreaceae
Product: MFS general substrate transporter
Exons: 5
Coding region: 1-1434 (477 amino acids)
Biological process (GO): transmembrane transport
Cellular component (GO): membrane
Molecular function (GO): transmembrane transporter activity
Source: RefSeq, a predicted model, not a curated record